Physella acuta is the source of this 3485-nucleotide messenger RNA. Its product is annotated as ankyrin repeat and KH domain-containing protein 1-like. The record is from RefSeq and is a predicted model, not a curated record. Gene Ontology annotation, molecular function: protein binding. NCBI's taxonomy places the organism in Eukaryota, Metazoa, Mollusca, Gastropoda, Physidae.
CCAUGGAGUGAACACUGUGUUGCUGUGUAAUUUGUACCUGGUAAUCUGGUCACAAAAUGCCAAGAAAGAAAGCCAGAAGUAGGCCGAAAAAUGGAAAUCAAUCAAAUACAACAUUAUGCCAGACCUAUGACAGACGACAGGUGUCAUCAGGUGGUCAGACAAGCAGCACAUCGCUUGGGUUAAAUUCUACAUCACAUUCAAGCCCUACGUUAACUAGAGAUGGAACAAAACAGAGUAGUGUAAAUACUCCUAUUGCAGAACGUGAUAUAUUACACAUGAUAGAUCAAGCUGCUCAAUCUGGCUCACCUCAAGAAAUGCUUGAAUGUUUUAAUCAACUGAUACACACAGAGAACAAAGUUAACCAAGAAAGUUUGGACCAAGGUCUGCUUUUGUCUUGUAGGUAUGGUAGAGAGUUUUUGGUUCAGAUUCUGAUAUUUCAUGGUGCUAAUAUAGAGACGAGAGACGAUGAUGGCAACACACCACUUUUGAUAUGUGCUGAGAAAGGUUUCACUGACAUAGCUCUGUUACUGGUUGAUAAAGGCGCUGAUAUCAACAGUUACAAUAAAGACGGUGACACAGCACUUUUACUUUCUAUUCAAACAUCCGGGUCUUCUGAGCUGGUUAGGAGACUUCUUGACAAUGACAAACACGAUUUAAAAAUGGACCAUAAAAAUAAAAACGGCUGUAAUGCUUUGAUGAAAGCCAUUGGUGUUUUGAACUUGCCUUUGAUCAACAUUUUAAUAAAAAAGCAAACUGAUGUAAAAGCUUCUGUGUCAAAUAGUGCUUGUCAACUAGCUGAAAGUUUAGGAUUUAAAUCCUUACUAUCUUAUAUGGACAGACGGACACAUAAUAGGAAAACAACUUUACAAAAUGCAGUUUCAAUGAAAGACAAAUACAUUAUCAAGCUUUUACUAGCUUGUCGUAUCUUUGUCUUCAGUGAUAGCUAUGGAGAAGAUAACAAUAUUGUUUUUGGAUUUUUAAAUUCAAUACUAGAGAGUAAACAAGUAAUAACAGAAGACGAUUUGGAUAUAGUUCAGAUUCUUCUUAAGGCUGGAGCUCCGCUAAAAUCUGAUCACUGUUACAAUCGUUCAGAAUGUGUAUUAAAUUUAAGCAUAAGAAUAGGCAGCUAUGAUUUGGUAGAAAUGCUUUGUCGUCAUGGUGCGGAUGUAAACAAACAAAAUUAUUACUAUAGCUAUAACAGUCCCUUGGUCGUAGCUGCUGAGGUUGGUAGAUGUGACAUUAUAGAAUUGUUACUUGACCGUGGAGCAAAGAUCAGCCAAGACUCGUGUCCAGCACUUCAGUCUGCGAUUAAGCAUGAGCAAAUAGAUUGUGCGAAAUUCCUGAUACAUCGUGGUGCUAAAAUAAACGUUUCUGCGGCAUUGACUUCUGUUGUCAGUGGUAAUAAGAUUGAAUCAUUUGUGUUUUUAAAUGAACAAUUCAAGUCCGAUGUUAGUUCUCAGAUAAGGCAAAUAGGAACCCAAUUAUUAAACAUUGCAUCAGAAAAGGGGUAUACGGAGAUGAUAAGACUACUAGUGCAAGAAGGUGCCAAUGUUAAUGCAAGCCAUUACUAUAAAUCACCUUUAAUGUCAACUAAAGAUCCCAAUGUUAUGGAAUUGUUGAUCGAAUUAGGUGCCGACGUGAAUGUCAUUGUUGAAAAAUACGGGAAUUCAUAUUCAGCUCUAACCUUUACACUAGACGACUGUGAAAGGGGAUGUACUAUAGAUAACCUGCUAGAAAGAGUAAACGUCCUCCUUCAAAAUGGAGCCAAUGUGAAUGUCGAAGACAAAUUAGGUAACACUCCAUUAAUGGAUGCUUCCCAAAAAUCAGAUAUGGAAAAAGUUUUACGGGCUCUUCUUCAAGCUGGGGCAAAUGUCAACCAAAAAAAUAACAAUGGUGAAAGCGCUUUAUAUUUUGCUGCAAAUUUAGAAUCUAUUGCUAAUGCGAAAGUCCUUUUAGAGUUUAAGGCAGAUAUCAAUUUAAAAAAUAACACUGGACAGACACCUUUAUUUAAUUUGUUGUUAAGACCGUGUACGCAAAUGAUUAAGUUUAUGUUAGAAAAUAAAGCGAAUGUGAAUGAUGUUGAUAACAAUGGGGACACAUCAUUGCUUUAUGUAUGUUCUUCAAGAUUUCAAGAUCCGUUUGAAGUUGUGAGACUUCUAAUAAAAGCAGGAGCUAGUGUCAACCAUCAAAACAAUGAAGGCUACACACCUCUGAUGUUAGCAGCCAAACAACAACACGUUGAAACAAUGAAAGUAUUAUGUGAGGCAAGUGCUGAUGUCAAUUUAGUUAAUGAAAAGAAAAACGAAACUGCUCUAUCUGCACUUAUUAGCAAAGGUCUCAGUCUAGGGCUCGAUACAGAAAGUAUGCUUUACUUAAUAGAAAAUGGAGCUGACAGCUCAUGUGUAAGUCCUGAUGUUAUUCAUCAAUUAAUUUUGAAUGAGGAAAAUGGUUGUUUAAAACAAAUUAUAUCCCUUGGCGUAGGGCCAAAAGAUGUUGAUCUAGCCUGCGUUGGUUUUGGUGAUUUAUCGAAAGGUUCACCGUUAUGUGCUUCUCUAUGCUGUGGUUCCAUCAACGUUGCUAGGUUUUUAAAUGAGAUUUGGUUUUUAACCCAUUAUGACAUUUCAAGACUAGCCUACAAUGAACAAUUAAGGAAAUCGCUAGAAUCUAACAAGUACAGUGAAUGUUUGGAGUUUUUGGACGAGUAUUCAUCCCAGCCCUUGUCUCUACAGAAACUCAGUUUUGUUGCUGUGUCGUCAGCUGUAGGUGCUGAUGCUGGGAGAAAAGAACGGGUACAACGACUACCCAUCCCAAAUACGUUUAAGGACAAGCUGGUGUUUAAGCACGCAGAGCAGGCCGAAUUGGCAGCUGACCCAAAGGUCCAAGAUAUCUCUAUGCUGGAGCGGUUAGCAAUGAUACACUUGUUAAACAACGGCUUUGAUCGACGUCAAAUAGUCUACCAUGCCUAUCAAGAUGAAUAUUCCUCACAUGAAUACUACAACAGUGACUCAGAUUAUUAAUGUAUUCCAAUUUUAAUUUCAAAACCUAAUUUCUACUGCAAAAUUGCCGAUCUUUAUAUUCUACUUUUUAUUUAAACUUUUAAAACUCUCCCCUUUUAUUUGAUGUGCUUUUUUUUAUUAAUUUAAAUUUUCGUUUAAGGAAUAAAUGAAAAUCAAUUACAUUUAAAAAUAUUUUUUAAAAUUGAUUUCUCAUAUCAACCGACAAGACUCUUAAGCAGCCCCCAGAGCUGGACCAUAUUGAUUAGGUUGGAAGAGAGCAGAUCUAAUGUUAAUCGCCAUGACAUAGCCUAUUGUUCUUUUCACUAAAAUUAUGUUAAUCGAAUAUUUUAUUUUUAGAAAUAACUCUCUUUUAAAUAAUAUAUUUUUUUAAAUAUUUGUUUCCAGUAUAAAAAUUUUUGUUGAUUGUGUACACUAUUAUGUAUAUGUGUUGUUAAUGAAUUUGUAGAUCAGAACGAAUAAAAACCUACU